Molecule: messenger RNA, 2562 nt
Organism: Scatophagus argus
Lineage: Eukaryota; Metazoa; Chordata; Actinopteri; Scatophagidae
Gene: sgk3
Product: serum/glucocorticoid regulated kinase family member 3
Exons: 17
Coding region: 385-1845 (486 amino acids)
Biological process (GO): protein phosphorylation
Molecular function (GO): protein serine/threonine kinase activity; phosphatidylinositol binding; ATP binding
Source: RefSeq, a predicted model, not a curated record
AUUCCGUUUAGUCUGUUAGUGGUUGCAGUUGUGUGGUCCCGUGACAAAUUUCAUUGGAACUUUCUACGGCCAGGAAAGACUGAUGUUUCCUGCUUCUCUCACUUCACACGCUCGUGGGCAGCAAGAAAACAGUCUCGUAAGCUUCGGGGGGUUUGGAGGGCUUUUGUCCGACUCACACCUGGAAAGAUGUUAGCUGUAAGGACAGUGUAAAUGUAAAAGAGCGACACAUUCCCCGACUGGACCAACGGAAAUAAAUGAACACCGACGUCAAAAUACUGUAAGUGACCCAGGGUGGGGAUGGGCCAGUUGUAUACUUGAAGUCAUAUCCUGAGGACCACACGUUACCUUGCGGCCUUGCGCUUUUGACUGCCGACAGCUUCUAAGAUGGAGGAGCAGCCCAGUCUCCCCAACGUCAGCAUACCCUGCCACAACGAGCAGAGGGACAAGAAAAAGCGUUACACAGUUUACAAAGUGAUGGUCAAUGUCGGGCGACAGGAAUGGUUUGUCUUCAGGCGUUAUGCAGAGUUUGAUAAACUCUACAACACUUUAAGGAAACAGUUUCCAUCUAAGAACUUGAAAAUUCCCGCCAAGAGGAUAUUUGGGGACAAUUUUGAGCCUGAGUUCAUCAAGCAAAGACGAGCAGGGUUACAUGAGUUCAUCAAACGCAUCGUCUCACAUCCGCAGCUUUGCAACCAUCCAGAUGUGAGGGCAUUUCUACAGAUGGACAAAAUGCAGAACCUUUCAGAUGCCUCUGAGGAUGAAGAUGAUAAAAACAACUCUACCUCCAGAAACAUUAACCUGGGACCCUCUGGAAAUCCACAUGCCAAGCCAACAGACUUUGACUUUUUAAAAGUCAUAGGAAAGGGAAGCUUUGGGAAGGUUUUCCUUGCAAAGCGAAGACAUGAUGGAAAGUAUUACGCAAUCAAGGUCUUACAGAAAAAGAUUAUUCUCAACAGAAAAGAGCAAAAACACAUUAUGGCAGAGCGCAAUGUGCUGCUGAAGAAUGUGAAACACCCUUUCCUGGUCGGGCUUCAUUAUUCCUUCCAGACCACAGACAAGUUAUACUUCGUCUUGGAUUUCGUCAAUGGAGGAGAACUUUUCUUCCAUCUCCAAAAAGAGCGGACUUUUCCAGAGCCCAGGGCAAAAUUCUACAUUGCUGAAAUGGCCAGUGCACUGGGAUAUCUGCACUCUCUCAACAUUGUUUACAGAGACUUGAAGCCAGAAAACAUCCUUCUUGACCAUGAAGGGCAUAUCAUUUUGACGGACUUUGGAUUGUGCAAGGAAGGCAUUUCCCAGACAGAUACCACCACUACAUUUUGUGGAACACCUGAGUACUUGGCUCCAGAGGUCCUGAGAAAGCAACCAUAUGAUAACACAGUAGAUUGGUGGUGCCUGGGUUCAGUGCUGUAUGAGAUGCUCUUUGGCCUGCCGCCAUUCUACAGCAGGGACACACAUGAAAUGUAUGACAACAUCCUUCACAAGCAGUUGGUGAUGCGCCCUGGUGCGUCCAGCACAGCCUGGUCCCUCCUCCAGGGGCUGCUGGAGAAAGACGGCAGAUACAGACUGGGCUCCAGGGAUGACUUUAGCGAGGUCAAAGCACACGCAUUUUUCUCCACCAUCAACUGGGAUGAUCUUGAACAGAAGAAGAUCCCUCCCCCAUUCACACCCAAAGUGAGCUCCUGCUGUGACAUCUCAAACUUCGACACCGAGUUCACAGAUGAGACGGUCCCCAACUCCGUCUGUUGGUCUCAAGAACAUUCCAUAGUCAACGCUAGUGUAAUGGAGGCUGACGAUGCCUUUGUGGGCUUUUCUUAUGCACCACCUUCUGAUGACUCUUUCCUAUGAAGUCCUCAUUUUAUUCCCAAUGAGGUCUUCAGUUGCCUUAACCACAGUAACUUCUUUUGACUAAAGGGAAGAAUUAUGAACUUGCUCUAUGAAGCCAAAGCAAGCAGCUGAGAAGAAACAGCACUUACAACAGAUUUUGGCUGGAACAAAAGUGUGCCAGGGAAAGUCUUAUAUUUUACCAAUUUGUAUUUAUAUAAAUAUAUAUAUGCACAUUCAUAACAAAUUGUAUUUUUAAGAAUUAAGGACAUCCAUCCUGUGCUCUUGUCGUUUCUAAAAUGAGCCUUUAAAUUUAGCCUUAAUUUGUCCCUUAAAUGGAAUAAGCAGUUUUCUGAAAAUAAUUCACUGGACUUAAAAAGAAAAAAAAAAGAACACCUCUUGACUGUCAGGUGGAAGUGCGUUUGUUCAUAUAAUUACUGUGCGAAUGAACAUUGUAUCAUAUUCAUUUUAUUAAAGCUGGAAAUAGGAAUUACUUGAGAGACCAUUGAAUAAAGCAUUUUUGGUUUAUAGGUCACAUCUGUCCUCCACACCUUCAGUUACUCCUCAGUUUGUCUUUGUGAAUACGGAGUUAAAUGUUUUUUAUCCGGUUAUUUGUGUUUAUUUUUUUUUUUGCUGACUUAACACAUUUGCAGAAAUUAAAAAUCCGCAAUGCUUUGCUUCGCCUGGCAAUUAAGUAGGCUUAUACUCCUGCACAGUAAUAAAAAAUAUCAAAGAAAGGUA